AAAUGUAUUGGGCGCGUGGCGUCAAUGGGUUGGCCAGAUCGUUCUGUCAUAAGCAAUGCUCACGGUGAUCUAGAAAGCAGACUCAGACACGUGAUGAGUGUAUUAAAAGGUUUAUUUACAAAGUAACAUAGCACGUCUGACUAAAUUAGGCUGGUCGGAGUGGAACUGCUGCAGGAGAGUAACUGGAGUGGUCUGCGUGAAGAGGGACAGUCAGAGGGAAGGAAUGAUAUGCGGGAUACUGCGAAGUCCUUCAUCUUGAGAUGAACAAAGGAAGAGUAAAGCGAAGUCAGAACACUGCUGGAGACAGAGGACGGUGGGCAAACAAAACAGAAUAUCUUCUGGUCGUUGCAGGAAAUGUGGUGGGUCUGGGCAACGUGUGGAGAUUUCCUUAUCUCUGCUACAAGAAUGGUGGAGGUGCCUUUCUGGUGCCAUAUUGUCUCUUAGCUGUGGUGUGUGGAAUACCAUUGUUCCUAAUGGAGACUUCAUUUGGUCAGUACACUCAAGAAGGAUUUAUCACCUGCUGGAGGAAACUGUGUCCACUGGCACAAGGAAUUGGAUAUGGAGCUUUCAUAAUGAAACUUUAUGACUUUAGCUACAUUUUAAUACAAGUCUGGGCUCUCUUCUACCUCGUGUUUUCAUUCAGCUCCCAGCUCCCAUGGGUCAGCUGUGAGAACACCUGGAAUACAGCUAACUGUCUUGGUCUUUACUCAUCUAAUGGGACUGCAAAUCUAACCAACGCCACCUCUGCUGCAGUCGAGUUCUGGGAGCAUCGGAUGCUGGGCAUGUCUGCAGGUAUCGAGGAAAUGGGCAGUGUGAGGUGGGAGCUGGCUCUUUGUUUACUGGCCAGCUGGGUGUUCUGUUACUUCAGCAUUUGGAAAGGUGUCAGAUCUUCUGGAAAGGUAGCCUAUUUCACAGCCCCAUUUCCCUAUGUGAUACUCCUAAUACUGCUCAUUAGAGGGCUGACUUUACCAGGAGCAUGGGAAGGAAUUUACUUCUACCUGUAUCCAGAUGUGAACCAGCUGGCUAACCUUGAGGUCUGGAUUGAAGCAGGCUCUCAAAUAUUCUUCUCCUACAGCCUGACAAUGGGGACUCUAAAUGUUCUGGGCAGCUACAAUGAUUACAACAAUAACUGUUAUAAAGACUGCUUUUGGCUGUGUCUGCUGAACAGUGGAACCAGUUUUGUUGCUGGGUUUGUCGUCUUCUCUGUACUGGGAUUCAUGGCAGAGAAACAGGGUGUAACUGUGGAUGCUGUGGCUGAGUCAGGUCCAGGUCUGGCCUUCAUUGCUUACCCUCAGGCUACAGCGAUGAUGCCUUUGCCACAGUUUUGGACCGUCUGCUUUUUCCUGAUGCUCAUUCUGCUCAGUGUCGACACACAUUUUGUGACAGUAGAGAGUGUCAUCACCUCCAUCAGUGACUUCUUUCCGACGUUGCUUCGUGCUCCGGUGAGGCAUGAGAUCUUUGUCCUUAUCUUCUGUUCAGCCUUCUUUCUCGUACAUCUGACCAUGGUCACUGAGGGAGGAAUUUACAUAUUCCAGCUUAUUGAUUACUACGGUUGCACCAGAGCUUGUCAGGAUUGUAUGGCUGUUUGUCAGUGUGUGGCUAUAGCCUGGAUUUUUGGUGCUGAACGUUUUUCCAACAUUAUUCAGGACAUGGCAGGACAGAAACCAUCUGCCUUCUUUAAUCUGUGCUGGAGAUACAUCAUUCCUCUGCUGACACUUUCUUCCUUCAUCUUGUACCUCGUUGAUUAUCAACACCUCAAGAUUAACAACUCAUACGUUUACCCAGACUGGGCGUACACACUAGGAUGGGCCAUGACUCUGUCGUCUGUUCUCAUGGUACCACUGUUCGCAGCUGUACAGAUGUAUUUAACACCAGGCACCUUCAGACAGCGUUUGCUCGUCCUUUGUCGUCCUGUUGAAGAGGCAGUGAAGCAGACAGAAAAUGAGGCAAUGAAACUAAGUGGUGACAACUGUAAAGCUGAAGCCCUCUGCGGGAACCGUGUCUCCAGUUCACUUAAAACUUAAGGUUAAAAACCUUUUCAGCUCUCAUAACUUUGUAGUAAUCAGCGAUGAUUUAUUAAUAAAUUAACAAUUAAAU
Molecule: messenger RNA, 2097 nt
Organism: Oreochromis niloticus (Nile tilapia)
Lineage: Eukaryota; Metazoa; Chordata; Actinopteri; Cichliformes; Cichlidae
Product: sodium- and chloride-dependent GABA transporter 3
Exons: 15
Coding region: 261-2024 (587 amino acids)
Biological process (GO): sodium ion transmembrane transport; nitrogen compound transport; amino acid transport
Cellular component (GO): plasma membrane; cell projection
Molecular function (GO): gamma-aminobutyric acid:sodium:chloride symporter activity
Source: RefSeq, a predicted model, not a curated record